GCUGCGAGGUUUCCUGUGUCUGUGUUUCUGGGCCUUCAAUUACGGCACCCGCAGACUUCUGGGUUCCCAGCCUCCAACGACUGAACUCCAGCCGCUCCGCGGUCGCGCACGUCCUCUUUCCCCGUCUCAGCCGCCGAACCCGGCUGCUCGGUCCUUCGCUUGUCGCAGCCCUCACCCCGGCGCCAUGGCUCCCAGGAAGGGCUGCAGCCGCCGCUCCAAGACCAACGCGCUGCGGAGCCGCAAGCUCGCCUCCUUCCUGAAGGACUUCGACCGCGAAGUGCUAGUUCGAACCAAGCAAAUCGAGUCCGACAGACAGAACCUCCUCAAGGAGGUGGAAAACUUAUACAACAUCGAGAUCCUUCGGCUCCCCAAGGCUCUGCGCGAGAUGAACUGGCUCGACUACUUUGCCCUUGGAGGAAACAAACAGGCCCUGGAAGAGGCAGCAACAACUGAUGUAGACAUCACAGAAAUAAACAAGUUAACAGCUGAAGCUAUUAAGACACCUUUGAAAUCUGUCAAAAAGCGGAAGGUGAUCCGGGUGGAUGAAGUGAUAGUGGAGGAAGAAGAAGAAGAAGAAGAAAGCCAAAAGAAUCUUCGGUCUGCAAGAGUCAAAAGAUGCCCUCCAUCUAAGAAGAGAACUCAGUCCACACAAAGAAGGAGCAAAAGGUUAAGCCAUGAUUUUGUGACGCCAGCUAUGAGCAGGCUGGAGCCAUCUUUGGUGAAACCAACCCCAGGCAUGACACCUAGGUUUGAUUCCAGGGUUUUCAAGACCCCAGGCCUGCGCACUCCAGCAGCCAGGGAGCAGAUUUACAACAUCUCCAUCAACGGCAGCCCUCUCGCUGACAGCAAAGAGAUCUCCCUCACCGUGCCUGUGGGGGGUGGUGCAAGCUUGCGGUUAUUGGCCAGUGACUUGCAGAGGGUUGAUAUUGCUCAGCUGAAUCCAGAGGCCCUAGGGAACAUUAAGAAGCUCUCGACCCGCCUUGCCCAGAUCUGCAGCAGCAUACGGACCGGCAAAUGAGAAGAUGCCAGAGCAGCACAGGUGGCAGCAGGAUUGUGGUGGUAGAACACGCACAUCUGUCCUCUUCCCCUCAUCCUAUGGGGUGCUGGAUGUCGGGUUUCACCUGCUGACCGUGGAGUGGUGCUUUCUGUCUAUCUCUGUUUAUCAAAGGCCAUGUGUUGGUUUGACAGCUCCAUGUCUUGCUGCACACCUCUACUUGGAUAGGGAACACAAGCCUAGUUGAAGGCUUGGUGUGCCUGGUGCGGAGUGGCUGAGCCGUCUGUGGUUCAUGGUCCCACCAAGUCUGUAGACUGGUUGGAGCAUUGUCCUGGAGCGCUUACCUGAGGGCCUGUGUGCCUUGUGCCCAGGGCGGGGCAGACCAUGCAGAGCAGCGGGUCCUGUGCUCCCUGCCAGUGCAGGUGCCCAGCGCUCUCUGUUAGUCUGUUGCUAAUUCAGCCGUCUAUAGGCGGAGGUGUUUCAAGUUUUCUCUUCUACUGCUGGGGCUCUUGUACAUGUUGUUUCUGAGCAGUGGCAUUUCAGCUGAUUUGUCCUACUGAGAGAUUGCUGUU
This is a messenger RNA of Arvicola amphibius (Eurasian water vole), 1566 nucleotides long. It is a transcript of the gene Cdca8, whose product is annotated as cell division cycle associated 8. The coding region runs from base 185 to 1018 and encodes 277 amino acids. The record is from RefSeq and is a predicted model, not a curated record. NCBI's taxonomy places the organism in Eukaryota, Metazoa, Chordata, Mammalia, Rodentia, Cricetidae. Gene Ontology annotation, cellular component: chromosome, centromeric region; chromosome passenger complex; spindle midzone. Gene Ontology annotation, biological process: mitotic sister chromatid segregation. The transcript is spliced from 10 exons.